Messenger RNA from Oncorhynchus kisutch (coho salmon), 1410 nucleotides. RefSeq names its product 5-hydroxyisourate hydrolase. Gene Ontology annotation, molecular function: hydroxyisourate hydrolase activity. The transcript has 4 exons. The coding region runs from base 178 to 618 and encodes 146 amino acids. The record is from RefSeq and is a predicted model, not a curated record. Lineage: Eukaryota; Metazoa; Chordata; Actinopteri; Salmoniformes; Salmonidae. Gene Ontology annotation, biological process: purine nucleobase metabolic process.
CUCUUAACCAUUAACAAAUGCUGAUGUCCCUCCCAACGAGACAUGUAAAUUGCAACAGCAAACAGCAGCCCUAGUCAUAUGAAUAUCCUCGUGAGUUUUGAACUUGUGCUUAAAAUCUGUUACAGUUAAUUCACCGUAAAUGCCAUACUUUUCACUAGAGGGGGAAACUGGUUUGGGAUGACUUUGAAAGCAGCGCACAUGAGUACCAGCCGAUUACAGCACAUAAAGGAUCAUAUUUUGGACGAAUACACGUGUGCAGAGAUGGCAGCUCCAUACAGCCCCCUGACCACUCACGUCCUGAACACCGGGAUGGGCGUCCCUGGAGCCCACAUGGCCCUCAGCCUGCAUCGCAUGGAUCCCUCCACUUCACUCUGGAACCUUCUCACCACAGGGACUACUAAUGAUGAUGGGCGCUGCCCAGGGCUCAUCACCAGAGAAACUUUCACUCCAGCAGUGUACAAGAUACGCUUUGAGACGGGCCAAUACUGGGGGAGUCUGGGAGAGACCUCUUUCUACCCAUACGUUGAGAUAGUCUUCACCAUAACGGACCACAGUCAGAAGUUCCAUGUUCCUCUGCUCUGCAGCCGCUUCUCCUACACUACCUACCGGGGGAGCUAGAGAGUCUGUCACUCACCCCCACUCACCAUCUCUCAUCUGGGCCACAUUCAGUUGUCAAACGUUGUCUAAUCUCGGUUAACCCAGAACUAAUGUCUUGGUAAUUGUCAGAUGCUUGUUCCGGGUCCAUAUGUGUUAAGGGAAGAGAUCGGAACCGGAACGAAGAGCUCCACCCUUCUCUCUUUGCAAGUUACGGGCAAGUCUAUGGUUCAAAUAUCCCCCUCCCCUGCUAACACCUGUGAAAUCGUCAUUAAUCCAAAUCACCUGAACUAAUGCUGCUCAUUAUCUCACUCAUCCCGUUUUAUCAUGCCAGAUCUACAGAACCAUUUAUGUUUAUGUAGUCUGUCCAUGAGAGCGUGCCCCUGGCUGACUGUGACCCGAGACCUGUCACCUGGGCCUAUUCAGGUGGUUUAAAGUCAUCCUUCAGUUAUUGUAGGUAGAAAUGUACCUAAGAAAGCACUCUUGUGUAAUACUAGUUAUACUGUUAUAGUUAUUGAGUACAGAACACAAGAACAGUAUCCUUUAUGUGGUACAUUUCUACCAGUAACAGUUGUUAUCCUGUCAUCCAAGGCUCUCAGAGAUCCCAGUCAUUUGUUUCACUUGCCUUUUUGGACCAAUCGAUGACAGCAAGCACUUAAAAAAAAAUUUUGAUCUGAUAUUAACAAAAUGUCUAAGCUUUAUUGGACAGUGGGGUUGUGAUGUGCGCCAUUUCCUUCAGAAUAUUGAUUACCCAUUUUUGUGUCCUGAAAUUCAUUUUGGAAAAUCUAGAUAGCAAAAUAAACAAUUACAAUCUUA